Molecule: messenger RNA, 2029 nt
Organism: Misgurnus anguillicaudatus (oriental weatherfish)
Lineage: Eukaryota; Metazoa; Chordata; Actinopteri; Cypriniformes; Cobitidae
Product: zinc transporter ZIP3
Biological process (GO): zinc ion transmembrane transport
Cellular component (GO): plasma membrane
Molecular function (GO): zinc ion transmembrane transporter activity
Source: RefSeq, a predicted model, not a curated record
AAACAAUGUCCAUCCGGUAUUAUGGUGCGCAUUUGUGUGAUGCACAGUAGUGCUGCUGUCUAUGUAGGGAGCUCGUUUGGUUUUGACACGCGCACAUUGAACAGUCGCUUCAGCUGCAGGAAGUAUCGACACAAACACGGGGAUGUUGCACAUCAUCUAACCUCAGACUGGCUUCAGAGAGGACGAAGGGGUGCAGAUAUGUUUCAGUGUUUCUUUCAGAUACACAUGGUUUUCUGAACUGGGAUCAGAGCCCGACGACUCACUAUGGAGAUAGCUGUAGCCAAAAUACUGUGCCUGUUGGGGAUCUUUGCCCUCAUGUUAGGUGGGAUCCUCAUCCCCGUGAGGAUGAUGCAGACAGAGUUUGAUAAAGUUACAAGGUACAGAAGAGCGGUUGCUUUCAGCAAUUCAUUUGGAGGAGGUGUAUUCCUGGCCACCUGCUUUAAUGCUCUUUUACCAGCAGUAAGAGAUAAGGUAGAGGAAGUCUUAAAAUCGCUAAAAGUCACCACCGAAUACCCGCUGGCAGAGACGAUGAUGAUGCUUGGCUUUUUCCUCACAGUGUUUGUCGAACAAGCCGUGCUUACUUUCCGUAAGGAGAAGCCAUCGUUCAUCGACAUGGAGACGUUUAACGCCGGGGGCUCGGAGGCGGGGAGCGACUCCGAGUAUGAUACUCCAUUCAUUGCCACCCCUCGGGGUUCGCCCGGAGCCCACCACCAUCAUUCUCAUCACCACGGACACUUCAGCCCCUCAGAGCUGACGCGUGCCGGGCCGUUAAGAUUAGCCAGCCUGGUGCUGGCACUUUCGGCUCACUCGGUCUUUGAGGGGCUCGCACUGGGCCUCCAGGAAGAUGGCGCUAAGCUCGGAAGCCUCUUCAUUGGAGUGGCCAUCCAUGAGACGUUGGCUGCCGUGGCUCUGGGGGUUAGCGUAGCAAAGGCAGGAGUGCCCUUAAGGGAUGCCGUUAAGCUGGGCCUGACAGUGAGUCUUAUGAUCCCUCUGGGCAUCGGGAUCGGGAUGGCCAUUGACACGGCCCAGAACUUGGCAGGUAGUAUCGUCUCUGUAGUGCUGCAGGGCCUGGCAGCCGGUACUUUCCUUUUCAUUACGUUUUUUGAGAUUCUUUCUCGAGAGCUGGAGGAUAAACACGACAGGCUGCUGAAGGUUCUGUUUCUGGUUGUUGGUUAUGGUGUACUAGCUGGGCUUGUAUUUAUCAAAUGGUAGAUGGACUAAGUCUUUUAUUAUUAUUUAUUUCCAAACUUUAUCACUCUCUCUUUCUGUCUUACACUGGGAAUUUAUAUUGUUUUAUCAGAUUCAAAAUGUCUUCUGGUAAAGUUUAAGAUUUAUUUUGGAUAACUAAAUGAAUCCAUAUUAUGAUUUAAACUGCAGUAGAGGUCAGAUUCUGAAAGUAUCUGACGUUUCUUAUGACCCAGAACAUGUUGCCACUCCAUUUUAAACACCCUUUUAUGCAAUUGUCAUUUGUGUGGUUCACUUUAGUAAAUAUUUAUUUAUUUUAAUUUCUUGCAAUGACAAAUUUUCUGUUUUGAAUGAUUUGCUUUGGGAUAUAAGUACAAGAGAGGAUGCAUGAAUCUAAAAAGAUGCUGUCAAGUACCAUGAAGGUGAUUGUUUUUGACAUUGAGAAUUUCUCUGUAAGAAGCCAACAGUUGUAUACAGAUCUGAGAACUGCUGAAAACUCAGGUUUGUGUACAAUAAAUUCACUGGAGUUCCCUAAAUUCUGUAAAACUAUCCGAAUUUUGAGUUGAAUCUCAAGAAGAGCUUUAGUACUUUGGUAAAGGAAGCUUCCUUUACGCUACAUGCAGUAGUUUUGACUGCUUUUUUGGAUCAUAUGGUUUUGAGUUGGGCCUUUAUUGUGUUUCAGAGGCUUGUGUUUUGUGGGUAACUUAUAGUGUUGUGCACUCUUGCACUUAUAAUUUAUAAUUUUAAUUCAGUUUGAUUAUUUGUCCAUUGAGGCUAUGUUAUGUUUUGUGUUGCCAUCUUAGAUUUUUCAUUCAAAUAAACCAUGCUAAGCCCCCAUAAAUAA